Molecule: messenger RNA, 2367 nt
Organism: Lecanosticta acicola
Lineage: Eukaryota; Fungi; Ascomycota; Dothideomycetes; Mycosphaerellales; Mycosphaerellaceae
Source: the annotation of a GenBank genome assembly
AUGAUUCUUUCCAACAUAGUCCUCGUUGCGUCGUUGUUCUGCAUUCCCGUCCUCAGUCUUCCCAGAACAGACCAUGUCUUACACGAAAAGCGCUCGGAAGGCAUCAACCGUCUCUACCGCCGAGGCGCAAGAGUACCAUCCGAUGCCUUUAUCCCACUUCGCAUCGGGCUGGUACAACAGAAUCUUGAAACCGGCCAUGAGCGCCUCAUGGCGAUCGCUCAUCCAGAUUCGCCCCAGUACGGCCAACACCUGACCGCGGGAGAAAUCCACGACAUCUUCCAGCCCAGUGUCGAAACAUUCGAGAGCGUGCGAACCUGGCUGGUGAACUUCGGAGUCGAAGAAGCUAGCAUCCUGCAAUUCGAGAAUAGAGGAUGGCUCGCAGUAAAUAUAAGCGUCCGGAAAUUCGAGGAGAUGUUCAAAACUGAACUAUUCGAACAUGAGCACAUCCACUCCGGACAGAUUCGAGUGGGCUGUGAGGAGUACUCUCUUCCUCGUCGUCUGCGGCGAUCCAUCGACUAUAUCACUCCGGGCGUCAAGCUCUCGGCGCCAAUGAGGAAGAGGUCCGUGAAGAGAUCGCCGGGUGGCUCGCCAUGGCAUUACAGCACCGGACCCCGACCAGCACCACCGGGUUGGAGUCCACCACAUGAUUUCCCAGGAAACUGGAGUCUGCCCACCUAUCUUCCCCCGGAACUUCAAGACUGCGGUCGGAACAUCACUCCAGCUUGCGAGAGAGCGUUAUACGACAUUCCCAUCCCAACAAAAGCCGAUUCAAGAAACACCGUCGGUCUCUUCGAAGUCGGCGACCACUAUGCCCAGGCAGAUCUCAACCUCUUCUACGCCAAAUACGCACCGCGGAUUCCACAGGGCACUUCUCCGGUUCCAGCGUACGUGGACGGCGCAAUCGGACCCGUAGAUCAAGGCAGUGAGAUGGAAGGCGGCGAGGCCAUCAUCGACAUUGCCACGAUUGCUUCCCUCGUGUACCCUCAGACAGUCACGCUGUAUCAGACCGAAGACCAACCACAAGCCGAACUCGAACUCCAAGGCAAGCUUUCCGGUUUUCUGAAUACCUUUCUAGAUGCCUUGGAUGGGAGCUAUUGCAACUACUCCGCAUACGGUAUCAGCGGCAAUUCCCCAGGAAUCGACGCAUCGUAUCCGGAUAAUGUCCCCGGAGGAUACAACGCACCCCUUCAAUGCGGAGUGUACACCCCGGCAAGAGUAAUAUCCAUUUCGUAUGGAGAAUCAGAAAGCGAUCUUCCAAUCAACUACCAGCGCCGUCAAUGCAAUGAAUUCAUGAAGCUUGGGCUUCAGGGACAUACAAUUUUCUUCUCGUCUGGGGAUUUUGGAGUCGCUGCCGCGCCGGGAGAUGGCUCUGAUUCCGGAUGCUUGUCGGGCUCUGGGCAGAAUCAGACCGUAUAUGCGCCCAACACUCCCGCGAGCUGUCCCUAUGUUACAAGUGUGGGAGGCACACAAUUGAACGUAAGCAUCUGCCGACGUAUUUCCCACAGAAGCGUAGCUCGUUGACACCAAAGCUCUAGGCGGACGAGACCGUUCAUGAUCCGGAGACAGCGCUGCAACAAAAUAUGGGUGCCGGCCCAUUGUCUCUAUUUGCCAGUCAUGGAGGUGAGUUACCCCUGGUUCAUGGAUCUCGAGAUUGGUGCUUAUCUCAAGACAGGAUUUUCCAAUUACUUCAGCACUCCUUCAUACCAGCAGCAGGCCGUGGAAAAUUACUUCAAGAAAUAUGACCCUGGCCAUCCAUACUAUGUCAGUCAUUCAAUGUUUCCGAAGCCUCUCUUUUGCAUAGCGCUGACCUGUAGAGCCAGAUUACCAACGAGGAUGGUACCAACAUCGGGGAGAAUGGUGGAAUAUACAACAGAGCCGGUAGAGUAAGUGGAUCGAAGACCCCUUCCAGGAAAUCUCUGAUCUCAGAAUAGGGAAUUCCAGACGUCUCAAGCAACGGCGCAAACUUCCACGCCUUUGUUGGAGGAGUCGACAGGAAAUGGUUCGGUACCAGCUUAGCUGCGCCGACAUGGGCAUCUAUAAUCACAUUGGUAAGCUUUCCAAACAGCAUUUAUCUCAUAGUAUCGCUGACGGACUCUUACAAGAUUAACGAAGAGAGGACUGCCGUCGGCAAAGGUCCCGUUGGCUUCGUAAAUCCGGUCCUUUACGAGAACACAGACGUGUUCACGGACAUCACAAACGGCUCCAAUCCAAAUUGCGGUAGUUCUGGAUUUACCGCGCAACCUGGCUGGGACCCCGUGACUGGUAAGAGUUGUAUGAUGGCGUUCCGAUCACCGAAAUAACAUGUCGGCAGGUCUUGGAACGCCUCGGUAUCCUAAACUGUUGCAGCUUUUCAUGGGCUUGCCGUGA